GUAUCAAACUGGUUUGGCAACAAACGAAUUCGUUACAAGAAAAAUAUCGCUAAAGCUCAAGAAGAGGCAAACAUGUACGCUGCAAAGAAAGCAGCCGCACAUGGAAUUGGAGUUCCAGGUCUUCCUACAGCGAACUACGGCAUGUUAGCUGGUUCAUCGUCAAUGCUUAAUCCCUAUCAGGGCAUGCUACCUGGUCAAGAUCUCAGCCAUAUGGGUAUGCCACCAGGAUUUGAUCUGUCCGCAUAUAACCCUCAGUUGAUGGCGCAAUAUCAAGCAAAUCUGGAUAGUGACAAGUAG
Molecule: messenger RNA, 297 nt
Organism: Strongylus vulgaris
Lineage: Eukaryota; Metazoa; Nematoda; Chromadorea; Rhabditida; Strongylidae
Source: the annotation of a GenBank genome assembly